AACAAAACCACCGUAGACGGAGGUGAAAGAAAUCAAGAGAGAGAGGAGAAACAAAAAAAUCCCCCGUCUUUCCCCACUUUAUUCCUUUUCCGGCAAUAAAUCCGCCGUCGAUCCCUAAAACCACCGCUUAUGGAGGGCGUCGGAGCUCGUUUAGGCCGAUCUUCAAGCCGAUACGGCACAACUACCGUCUUCAACGGCCGCGUUAGAAAAUGGAAGAAAGAGUGGGUCCCAAUUGCCCCUUCUUCCUCCUCCUCUUCAAACAACUCAAAUAAUCAUAAUCAUAACAACAACCAUCAUCAUUCAUCUUCGAAUGGCUCUGUUAAUGGCAGUAAUGGCAACAGUGUAUCCCACCUACGUCUCUACAAGUGGGCCCCAGUUAAUAAAGAGAAUUCUAAUUCUAGUGAUAAUAGUAAUAGUAACAAUAAAAUUAGUAGUAGUAAUGAUAAUGAUAAUGGUGUUGGUGUUGCUAAUGGGAGUAAGGAUUCUUCUGCUGUUGACGACGUCGUUUCUGAGGAGCCUCCCAGAAGGAAAUUCAAGUAUAUUCCGAUUGCAGUGCUAGAGGAACAGAAAAAAGAAGCGGAAGAGAAUACUGACGAUGAUGAAGCUAAGCUAGCUGAAAGCGAUGACAAUGCAGAAGAAGAAGCUUCUAAGAGUGAUGGUAAUGGUGAAAAACCUGACAUCAAUGAUGUGCCCAUGGAAGAGAACCAGGAUGUUGAAGAGAACCAAACUGCACCAGAACGGCAAGAUUUGAAUGAAUUGGACUUGAGCCUAGGCUUGACAUCGCAUGAUGAGGAAUAGGAUUCUGACUCUAAGACAGACCCGAAAACAGAUGUUCAACUAGAAAGAGCAAAUUCCGGGGCAUGAACCAUAGAUACUAAAUCCAAUUAUUAUUGGGGAAUCGGCUUAGCCCUUUGUUAUUUGAUUGCGGGAACUGCAGGUUUUUUCUCUGGUGGUUGCGUUGUUAUGACCGACAAGUCAGGGAACUCGCCUGUUAAUGUAUUUUUUAGUCUUAUCUGAAAUUUCCAUUAACUGAGUUGAUUGUAUUUCUAACGGUAAUUGUGUACUACUAAAAAAAGAGUACUACAUUCUUCCAUUUUUCAACUGAUUGAUUUGUUUUUCUGAUGUUAUCUUUAUUGUUUCAGUGAAGAUAUAAGAAAAACUGUAGAAUGUACUAUGUUGUACUUAGUUAAUACAAAAACAUUUAUUGGUGUUUCUUUUCA
This is a messenger RNA of Spinacia oleracea (spinach), 1220 nucleotides long. RefSeq lists its product as uncharacterized. The transcript is spliced from 3 exons. NCBI's taxonomy places the organism in Eukaryota, Viridiplantae, Streptophyta, Magnoliopsida, Caryophyllales, Amaranthaceae. The record is from RefSeq and is a predicted model, not a curated record. The coding region runs from base 130 to 798 and encodes 222 amino acids.